Messenger RNA from Hyla sarda, 2484 nucleotides. It is a transcript of the gene ZBTB37, whose product is annotated as zinc finger and BTB domain containing 37. The transcript has 4 exons. The coding region runs from base 124 to 1680 and encodes 518 amino acids. Gene Ontology annotation, molecular function: RNA polymerase II cis-regulatory region sequence-specific DNA binding; protein binding; DNA-binding transcription factor activity, RNA polymerase II-specific. Gene Ontology annotation, biological process: regulation of transcription by RNA polymerase II. The record is from RefSeq and is a predicted model, not a curated record. NCBI's taxonomy places the organism in Eukaryota, Metazoa, Chordata, Amphibia, Anura, Hylidae.
UUUUCUUGUUGCCUAGUGUCAAGCCUCCUAGUUGCAGCAGCAUAUACCCACGGUCUGUGUCCCCCAAUGGAUCCUCCGAGAAAGAGAGAUUUUAAGGGUUGAGUGCUUACAAGAGGGGCAGCCAUGGAGAAAGGAGGCAAUAUUCAGCUGGAGAUUCCGGAGUACAGUAACUCUGUCCUGAGCCAUCUGAACCAGCUGCGGAUGCAGGGGCGUCUCUGUGAUAUUGUGGUCAAUGUACAAGGCCAGUCUUUUCGAGCACACAAAGUGGUCCUGGCAGCCAGCUCGCCCUACUUUCGAGACCACAUGUCCUUAAAUGAAAUGAGCGCAGUGUCAUUGUCCGUCAUCAAAAAUCCAGGGGUCUUUGAACAGCUGCUUUCUUUCUGCUAUACAGGCCGUAUAUGCUUGCAACUUGCAGACAUCAUAAGCUAUCUGACAGCUGCAAGUUUUUUGCAGAUGCAGCACAUUAUAGACAAGUGCACGCAGAUCCUCGAGGGAAUCCAUUUAAAAAUUAGUUCACCUGAAUCGGAGGAAGAGUUAAGCCAGAGUAGACCUAAACACCAAGAAAGAGUCCAGGAUUCCCACCGAGUCAGCCAGAGUUUGACUCGUUCUUUAAGCCCACGGCACAGCACUCCAAGACCCUCAGGGAAUCGGCGGGGUCAGGUAAGCACUGUACUGGACAUUAGAGAGUUGAGUCCAGCAGAGGAAUCCACAAGUCCUCAGAUGGUGGAGCAGGGAUCAGAUGUGGAGAGCAGGGAGCCCAUUCUUCGAAUCAACCGAGCUGGACAGUGGUACGUGGAAACAGGGUCAGCAGACCGAGGGGAACGGAGUGACGAUGAUGUCAGGGUGAUGGGGGCCCUUCGUAUCAAGACAGAGAACCUGGAUGAGUGGCUGGGUCCUGAGAACCAACCUUCUGGAGAAGAUGGAAGCAGUGCAGAAGAGGUGACUGCCAUGGUGAUUGAUACAACAGGGCACGGUCCCACGGGACAAGAAAGCUACAAUUUGGGGUCUUCUAACACCAAAGUGUCCAGGCCAACAAGCAGUGAGGUGGACAGAUUUAGCCCUUCUGGUAGCGUUGGCACCAUGCCGGAACGACACAGAGCAAAGAGUGAGUCUCCCCGGCGUUUGGAGGAACCAAAGCAACACAGCAACCAGGGAGAUGAAGGAGGAGUAAUUGGAGUGAGCGGUUAUGUAGAAUAUCUUCGCGAGCAAGAGGUGUCUGAGCGGUGGUUUCGCUACAACCCACGAUUGACCUGUAUUUACUGCGCCAAGUCUUUCAACCAGAAGGGCAGUCUGGACCGCCAUAUGAGGCUUCACAUGGGUAUCACUCCUUUUGUGUGUCGAAUGUGUGGUAAGAAGUACACCCGCAAGGAUCAGCUGGAGUAUCAUAUACGGAAGCAUACAGGCAACAAACCCUUCCAUUGCCAUGUGUGUGGGAAAAGCUUCCCCUUCCAGGCCAUCCUCAAUCAGCACUUUCGGAAGAACCACCCUGGCUGUAUUCCUCUAGAGGGUCCUCACAGCAUUUCCCCUGAGACCACCACAGUUGUCACUUCUAGAGGUCCAGCCGGGGAAGAGUCUCCACCUCAUGAAGAAGCUGGUGGAGUGGCACCUUCAGCAACAGCUGAGAUUGCCUAUGGCGGUGAUACGGCUCACGGCUCUGUGUCCACCACUGGACCAGAUUAAGAAAAAAAAAAUUUCUAUAUAUAUAUAUAAACAGGAGGACACAAGUAGACUAAUUUCCUCCCUUUUACCUCAGCAAAACUUCACAUUUUUAUCCUUCCCUCCUGCUCCUCUCUUUUUCCCAGUUGAGUUCUCAAGAGAUUGUCUCCUGGGGUAUUUGUAGAUUGGAGAAUUUUGGGAAGUUUGCAAAUUUCAUUGCCAAAUUCAGAGAAAUUGUAUUAGCUUCCUUUUGUGCUCCUUUCCUUUUAGACCUCAACAAAAAAAAAAAAAACAACUGUUACCAUUGUGUAACCAACAGCUAAGGAAAUGGGCUACUGUUUUUUUUACAUGAAAAGGCCCAUUAUUUUUUUCCAGUCCAGUCAGUGACUAUUGGAGAUCAUGCUGUACAUGUUGAAACAAAUGCAGCUCUCCAGGAGCAUUUCAAGGUGGUUUUGCACCUAUUCAUUGAAUUUUUUAUUUUUUUUUCUGAAUCACGCUUGGCAAACUGGUUGGUCCUGGCUUUCAAAGAAGUUUGAUGGUGCUGUUUUAGGAAUAUUAGUAAGGUGCUUAAAUAUACUUCUGUAGCAGAGUCAAAGACUACCGGUGCAUGUGAGAGAAGUGUGAAACGUUAGGGAACGCUCGGAAAAGUGAGUUUCGGAGGCAGUGAUGCAAUAAGUAAUCCUUGAGAGAGGUCUCUAUGGUGUUGGCGACCACUCUGAGCAGGGCUGGAUUUAUGCUUUAUGUACUCCCCAUCUAAUAGUCACAGAGACUUUGCUAGUCAUUACACACAACAGAUUUGUAUUUAGGAAAGGAGGCCAACAAAUCAGU